Messenger RNA from Annulohypoxylon truncatum, 2889 nucleotides. RefSeq names its product stretch-activated Ca2+-permeable channel component-domain-containing protein. Lineage: Eukaryota; Fungi; Ascomycota; Sordariomycetes; Xylariales; Hypoxylaceae. Gene Ontology annotation, molecular function: calcium channel activity. The record is from RefSeq and is a predicted model, not a curated record. Gene Ontology annotation, biological process: calcium ion import across plasma membrane. The transcript has 3 exons. The coding region runs from base 364 to 2286 and encodes 640 amino acids.
GUACGUAUCGCAGAUCAAGCAUUGGUGUUUCCAGAAUGUGAAACUCCUGCCUCGACGACUUUACGUCGUCUCUUCUCCCUCCUUCCUGAUAAGCCCAUGCCACCAAUUGUAUCUACUACCAGCGAAUUAGUCAAGCUCCAAAGUUCCUUUCCUUUUUACCAAACAUACGCCUUUUCUCACGCGAUCAUCUUAUUGCUGCGAAAUAUAAGCGAACGUAUCGAAUAAACGUGUACUUAUCGUGUUAGCGCCUAGCAUGAUCCUUUCUAGUUGACAGAUUCCCGCGAGUCUAGAUUUGACAAGUUCUAUCAUUCCUGGGACACAAUCCUACUUGUGUGAGAUGCCCUACGGGGCUAUGCUCCCAGUAUGCAACUCAGUCCAUUACAGUCUCGACUGGCUGCGUCCGUGAUAGCCUCCUGUCUUUUACUCGUUAUCUACCUAUUUCUAUUCUCCCCGCAAUUCGCUUUGGCCGUCGAGUUCGACCCUGUUUCCGCCGACCACGAUGCUCCCGAAUUGGCUUACGAAAUACAAGAUGCCGAGUCCCCGGAGGAGUUGGACUUCAGAAGCUCGACGUAUGAGCCGGAGUUUGCGCUGUUUGACCGGAGCAUAAUAGGGAGGGUCCCGGAGAAUGUAGCCACGAUAGCCAACAAUCAAGUUACAAAGAGCAAUUUAGCACCCGGCGUUACAAUGGGCUAUGUUUUCCUAGCGUCUUCAGUCUCAAGUAGGGAGACGCAAGAUUCGGAUGGACCAUUGGAGCUCCGAAGAGAUCUGAACGGCACGCAAGAAACGGCCUCGGCAGGCCAUGGCCACGAGGACAUCGUUGUUGAUACAGAAAUUUCUCGGCGAGCGACAAAAACUUUAUGGAUAUCCGCAAAUACUUGUGACCAGCCUUGGCGCUUAUCAUCACAGACUACCAUGGACCCUCCGCAGCUCACCUUAUAUGUGUCGACGUCAUCUGACAAUACCUCUCCUGGCCCGCAACAGGGCACGACUGGGCAGGAUGCUAUUGUAUUCACCGAAGGCGCCGUCAUGUACAACGUUUCUUUAGAUCGAGACAUUUACAUGAGCAUCUCGGCCCCAAGUGUUUCAACAGAGUACUUCGAUACUACGAAGCAGUACAAUUUCGAACUUGUUGCUUCGACGGACCAGUACUACUAUUCGUAUCGCAACGACACGAGCGAAACUGACCUCAUAUGGGUCGACAGCGAUGCAACGGCGGCUCUGCUGCAGACAAAUUAUCUAACUAAUUCCUCGGAUGAAGUUAUCACUACAAUGCCCUAUGUUGUUUUUGCCCACAACCAGGAUAAUAACGUCAUCAAUGGGAUGCGCAACUCCUAUUGUGGUUUGAAAGGGUAUGCUCAGAUUAGGAACCUGGAUGACGGGAGUAGUGGAAUGAUAACCAUGGGGUUAAAAAACGGAGGAGACCAGAACCUAACACGACAGGAGUUCUAUGUCACAGGUCUCAACGCCAGCUCUAAUUAUACUGGAUUUCUUGCUCGUCCGCCAGGAACGGCGAGCAAUUCAAAACGACAGACCGGUUCUUCGAGUAUAGGCGGUGGCGUUGUAUUUGAGCCAACUACAUUCCAAACUAAACCUGAUGGAACAUGUACAUUCAUCUUUAACAUGACAUUUUGCGAUCAAACUCAGUACGCUGUUCCGGGGAAUUUGACCAAUUUCCCUAAUGGCACGGCCCUUGCCGAAUUCUACGAUAAUUAUACACGAACCAUGUACGACAAUUUUGACAAGGUCCUGCAACAAGUUCCCUGCGAAACCAGUUCGGUUGCCCAGUAUUCUUUGGCUAGAGAUUGCGAUGAUUGUAGAACCGCUUACAAGAAUUGGCUCUGCUCUGUUGCAAUACCACGUUGCGAGGACUUCUCGCAGCCUAACCGGCUCUAUUUGCAGAUGCGCAAUAUCGCGUCUCCUUUCGCAAAUGGCUCGUUCGUGAAUCAGAGCCUAAUAGAUCAAUGGGGAGAUUGGCAGGCCUACAACUCGUCUCGGAACCCCGUAAUCGACGAGACCGUUCAGCCAGGUCCAUACAAGGAGUUGUUGCCCUGCGAGGACCUGUGCUACGACUUGGUGCGGAGCUGCCCGGCCUCGAUGGAGUUUACCUGUCCGCGGCCGGUGACCGAUUUCGGCUUUAAUACCAGUUACGGACGAGAUCUUGGUGGCGGCAGUUUGUCAUGCAACUAUCCCGGAUCUGCACACUUUCCGGCUGGAGCGGACACGCUUACUCUUCCUGGGUUGGCAGUUGUCGGCGCUGCAAGCAUACUUUUUAUGGUGCUUCUAUAAGCAUAUCACUUUACGUGGGAAUAGAAGGUCAUUGAAUAAAGGCGUCGUGGCUUAGUUGGUCCGCACUAUUUACGGUCAUGUUAGACGAAGAGCAAGAGACGCCUAAUGAUAGCAUUGAGUAGGCGUUCUGGGUUGAUAUUGUCCCUUAUUCUGUUUCCAGCAAGCACCGUUGGCCCGUUGUGUAGUCAAAUAUUUAUGAACUAUAUUCGCAGUUAGGCGAACUCUCCAUUUACCUGCUGCGAAUCUAUCAGAACGAUGGGUGUAUACCGCACACAACAUUCCAGCUGUCUCGCGCAUGCAGCCGUGGGGAUUAAUGUGUGCUGCUAUCGCCAUUGCAGACGGAUUGUUUUUUUUAAGAGAGGUUAUUAACGGCCAUAAUCGGCCUAUUCCUACUUUAAGAACCAGCUAGGGUGCCUGCUAAAUCUUUCGCGCCUUUUCAAGCUGUUCUAUCCUCGCUUCGAGGUCGGUAAUGGUCGCCCGCAUCUCGCUCUUGAUUUCAUCGUGCUCUAACCGCACCCAAAAGUAGUACGCCAGUUGGUACGUGAAGAUGGCUAGUAGAAACACCUUGGCUAUGGGCCGGCCGAAGGUCUUGUAGAAUUGUGA